Molecule: messenger RNA, 1580 nt
Organism: Mus caroli (Ryukyu mouse)
Lineage: Eukaryota; Metazoa; Chordata; Mammalia; Rodentia; Muridae
Gene: Asb18
Product: ankyrin repeat and SOCS box containing 18
Biological process (GO): intracellular signal transduction
Cellular component (GO): cytoplasm
Molecular function (GO): protein binding
Source: RefSeq, a predicted model, not a curated record
CAUCCGUCCUGCUCUGGGGACAGGGCUAACUUUGGGCAUGCAUUAGAGGAAGAGAAGAAGGCUGGCCCUGCACAGGGAGAGAUACCACAAUGUCCAGCUGGGACUCGCCCCCAGAUUACCCCCUCAGCUCAGACAUAGUGAGGAGAUUAAAGUCUGCUCUGGCCACUGGGGACGAGGACACUGUACAGAAGCUGAUCUGCACUGAGGUGGAGCCUGUGGACGCUGUAAUAGAACUCGCUAAUGAUGACUGGAUGAAGGAGCCCUCAGCCGAGCUGCCCACGGGUGUACUGCUAGGAGACCUGGACCACAUCCGGCUCCUCAUGGACCAGUGCUUCUGGGAUGCCAACGCAGUGUUUGAGAUCAAUAACGGAGAGAUGGAAUGGCAGGUGACAUCCCUGGCCACCUUUGGGCUCUCAGGUCUCUGGACCCUGGAGUACAAGCGGGAGCUCACCACACCACUGUGCAUCGCUGCGGCCCAUGGCUACGAGUCCUGCGUGCGACACCUGCUCAGUCGCAAAGCUGAUCCCAAUGCCAAUCCCGGAGGUCGUGGUGCCCUACAUGAGGCCUGUCUCGGGAGCCAUACCGCCUGCGCCCGACUGCUGCUGCAGCACGGAGCAGAUCCAGAUCUGCUCAACUCCGAGGGCCUGGCACCCCUGCACCUAUGCCGCACACCCGCCUCGCUUGGGUGCGCUCAGGAGCUGCUGGAGCACGGCGCGACAGUCCAGCUGGAGGGUGGCCCUGGCCGAGACACACCGCUGCACGUGGCGGCCCAGCGCGGCCUGGACGAGCACGCGCAACUCUACCUGGGCCUCGGCGCGCGCGUGGACGCGAGGAACGGCCGCGGCGAAACGGCCCUUAGCGCAGCGUGCGGAGCGGCAGCGCGGAGCCCCGACGAGCACGCGCGCUGCCUGCGCCUGUGCGCGCUCCUUCUGCGCGGCGGCGCGGCGACAGACGCGCGUGACGAGGACGAGCGCAGCCCGCUGCACAAGGCCUGCGGCCACGCGCGCCCCGGCCUGUGCACGCUCCUGCUGCGGCACGGCGCCGACGCGUGCGCGCUCGACUAUGGUGGCGCGUCCCCGCUGGCGCGCGCGCUGCAGAUGGCCACGUGCGCGCCCCCGACAGCGCCGCAGCGCACGGUCCAGGCGCUACUAAAUCACGGAUCCCGCUCCGUGUGGCCUGAUGCCUUUCCCAAGGUGCUGAGGACAUGUGCACAGGUGCCCGAUGUCAUUGAAGUUCUGUUCAACUCCUACACUCAGCUCCCAGUGUCUGAGUCCUGGCGGGAAGCCAUCCCUGAAGAAGUAUACCAGAUGCACAAGCCUUUCUACAGGUCUCUCUUCGCCUUGGCACACACCCCGCGCUGCCUGCAGCACCUUUGCCGCUGUACUAUCCGAAAACUCUUCGGCAAGGAGAGUGUUCACCUUGUGCCCCAGCUACCGUUACCUGAGACUCUGCAAAAUUACCUGCUUUUGGAGCCAGAGGGUGUUUUGCGUUGAAACCACGGCCUUGGGGCCCAGGUUCUUCUCUGCAUCUUCCCCUUUCUGCAAAGGUUCUAUGUCAGGGACAGAACCCUGGUAUGGGGG